UCCCACUCGCUGCAGUCCCUUUCGAUCGAAAUUCCGGUUAGCAAGACCAGCUAAAAAAUACAAUCCGACACCCCUAAAAAAGUUAAGUAAAUUAAAAAAUAGAAAAAGCACCAAAUCCAGAGAGGAGAAAAUUACGAGGAGCAUCAAGAUGAAUCCGUUUCGGCCACGUCACAGUGCAAAUCAUCGCGAUCACCUGGAUUUGGAUUUGAACCUGGACCGCUCGAUGGAACGGCGGCGGUUGCGCAUCGCCCAACUGCCGGCGAUUCGAUUGCGUCCCGUCCAUCAGCCGGAUGUGGAGCGCUUUAUGCUCAACAUGCGAGUCCUGCUGCAGCGGCACAGGAACUACUUUGACCUGGGCGCCGGCGAUGGGCUCUACGUGUGGAACUGGCGGGAGCACCCGAUGGCCACCGGCCAAAUGGGAGAGGGCGAUGGCGAUGGCUACGGCGACAAUGUGGUGGCACUACCACGCACGGCCUAGGAAUCAGUGUGUGCCUCCUGUGUCUGGUGUCCGUUUUUUAUUUCGUUCCCGAAGCAUCCAUCCGCUGAACAUCCCACACACCGCAACCCAAGCCAUCCAAACCAGAACCAAAAACACGAACCCUGCCCAGACGCAAGUUGUGCUAUUAUUAUAUGCCAUCCCAUUCCCCAAAGAAGUGCAGGGGGAUUUGGGGAUCGGAUCGGAGGACACGCCGUGGCGCACGUAUAUAAUAAUUUCCUGUUCAAUGAGCAAUUACCGUAAUAAAGAUACAACUCGGCUACUCCA
Messenger RNA from Drosophila rhopaloa, 763 nucleotides. RefSeq lists its product as uncharacterized. The transcript has a single exon. The record is from RefSeq and is a predicted model, not a curated record. Bases 149 to 478 code for a protein of 109 amino acids. Lineage: Eukaryota; Metazoa; Arthropoda; Insecta; Diptera; Drosophilidae.